AACCCUUAUCCCAACACUUCUCAUCCAAGAAGAAGGCGAGCUCUCCCCUGCCUUCUUCUUCUGGCUACUUAAAUUGCCAACUCUUAGCAGUUCAGUUCUCAAGCAGAGAGAAAGAGAGAGAGAGUGCGAGAGAUGGAAGAGGCGUACCUGAGGCAGUUCGUGAGAAUGACGGAGUCGUGGAACGAUGUGGUUCUUGGUGACUACGCUUGGCGGGCAGCGUUGCCUCAUUUUGCUCAGUCGUGGCUCCGAAACUUCAUCACCGCCACCCUCUUGCUCCUCAUUCCUAGCACCAUUUGGUGCUUCUAUAUCUACCACCUAAAGCCACAUGUCUACUUCCCUAAUGGUCGGAUGCCAACAAAAAGGGUCAUGUUAAAGCAAGUCUGGGUGAGUAUGAAGGCUCUGCCCCUCUUCACUCUGUUGCCAGCAGUUGCAGAGUACGUGAUCGAGAAGGGAUGCACAAAGACCUUCGUGAGAGUAGAAGAAGUUGGUUGGCCCAUGCACAUCCUCUACACGACUCUUUAUCUGUUCAUCGCUGAGUUUGGACUUUACUGGACUCAUAGAUUAAUGCAUGACGUAAGGCCCCUCUACAAGUGCUUUCAUGCAACCCAUCAUGAAUUUAACAAGGAAGAUACAAUUUCCCCCUUCGCAGGGUAUGCAUUCGAUCCCAUAGACGGGAUAGUGCAGGCAGCACCACAAGCCCUGGCGCUCUUCGUCGUUCCGAUGCAUUUCGUUACGCACGAGUUGCUCUUCGUUUGCAAGGGUGUGCUGGCCGCCAACGCCCAUGACUGCAUCCAUGGGAAGGUCUGGCCGGUCAUGGGUGGCGGAUACCACAAGAUCCAUCACACCAAGAGCCGCUACAACUAUGGCGGCUAUACCAUCCUCAUGGACUGGCUCUUUGGCACCCUAUACGAACCCGAACAGGAAGAGGAGAAGGUCAUCUGAGACCAUAUCAUCGUCACCAAUACAUAUAUAUAUCUAUAUCAUCCGUCUCAUAUAUAAUCAGUAAGUAGAGUUGCUUGUUGGGUCUGUUCUUGUAAUGUAUGCUAUGUGGUGUUUGUAAGGACGCAUGGACCGCGUCGCCGUUAUUUGGAAGUGUGCACUACCCGUAUAGUGUUUCACAUCUUUGAAACGUAGAAGAUUGUAAUACGAGUUAUUUCAUACCUCACAGUGGUCGACCAUGGUCGAUUAGUGUACUUGGUGUUUUCUAAUAAUUGAGUAGCGAAUGGGCAAGUGGAGUGAA
Molecule: messenger RNA, 1240 nt
Organism: Nymphaea colorata (pocket water lily)
Lineage: Eukaryota; Viridiplantae; Streptophyta; Magnoliopsida; Nymphaeales; Nymphaeaceae
Product: delta(7)-sterol-C5(6)-desaturase-like
Exons: 3
Coding region: 133-942 (269 amino acids)
Biological process (GO): lipid biosynthetic process
Molecular function (GO): iron ion binding; oxidoreductase activity
Source: RefSeq, a predicted model, not a curated record